Hydra vulgaris (swiftwater hydra) is the source of this 411-nucleotide messenger RNA. The record is from RefSeq and is a predicted model, not a curated record. NCBI's taxonomy places the organism in Eukaryota, Metazoa, Cnidaria, Hydrozoa, Anthoathecata, Hydridae.
UUGAGGACUACAAAAAAGAAUUUGAGUUGAUGUUAAAACAACAAGAAAAAGUUUUUAUUGAUAUUAUUAGUGGAAACUUGAAAAUAUUUAAUGGCAGGUUGGAAAAAGUAGAAAAAGACAUCGAAGAAUUGAAACUUAGUUUAAACUUUCAUGAACAACUAAUUGAUGAAAAAGUUAAGAAAGCAAAGGUUUGCAGUAAAGAAGACAAUUCAGAAAGUAUACAAAAAAAGUUAAGGGAAUUGGAAGAUCGAUCUAGACGUAACAAUUUAAGAGUAGAUGGAAUUGAUGAAAAUGAAGGUGAAAGCUGGGAAGAAAGCGAAAUGAAGAUUUUAGAGAUAAAGUCGCGAUCUUGAGCAAGUCGAGUAAGCUAAAAGGGAAAAACAUUUAUAUAAACGAAGACUUCUGUUUUGA